AUGGCGACCGGUGUCAGCGUGAACGCAGCUCCUUUGGUGAGCCCAACAUCCAUGUAUCCAGGCCCUCCGCCUCCUUAUUCGUAUCCUGCGAGUGCGGUCUCUUCAAUACCUCCCACACAUAGCCACUCGCCCGCUCCGCGCCGGUCUAUGGAGAUAGAUAAAGACCCAUCUCAGCAGCUACCGCGCCAGUCCUUGCCAUCGAUCCAUGAAGCACUUGGCAACGAAAACCCUCUCCCUUAUCCAGCUCCUUCUUCAGGCGCUCCAUCUCACACCGUUCAUCACGCUCCUCCGCCGCCACCUACCGUCCUCUCCCGACCCAGCACCGAAGGGCCUACAGGUCCACCAAAUCCCUUUUCCACAACCCCCACCCCGGGCUCAUUUCCACGAGACGCGCAAUACCAUCCACCGCAACCACCGACCGCUACUGCAGACCCAUCGCGGUCUAGCAUGGUUUCGCUCUCCACCCAAGGUUCUCGCAAACCCUCACUCCAGUCAGUGUCUGGAAAAUCACCUACUACCAGCACACAAACUGCCCCAACGUCGAUAUCCGCAUCUCAAAUUUCCGCCCCCUACGAGUAUAGUGCACCUACCAGUGCAAUAGCCUCGCCAAAUGGCUAUAACCCAUAUUCUCAACCAUACUCGUGGCAAUCGCAGCCACCGCACAGCCAACCGGGAGCGUACGACAAUCGGUCUUACAGUGCAGGUGGCUGGAAACCAAACAUCGAUGCGAUGCGCGUGGAUGAUAAGAGAGAAAUUGUUGGGCGUCCAGGAGUGCAACCGCACAGCGAUUCGAUUAAGAGGCAUCUCGAUUCAUACGAUGUGGAAUCGUCAUUAACUGAGAUCAUCGAUGGCUCUACCAAAACCCUCGACUUCUCUAAACACUAUGCUACGCGUGCACACCAGGCCCAACGAUCUGGCCCCGUUUUAGGAUCGCUUCCUUCCGUUCAUGAAGUCGACGAUCUACUUCAAACGCAACAACGCAAUCACGAAGCACUUCUGCGUAUUCGUAAUGCGGUUAUAAGUCAAGAACAAGCGUUAGCUGAACAGAGAGCACAGCGUCAUGAUAAGGAGAAUGGAUACGACGACGGACAUGUAGGCAUGUACCAAGAUGGGUUCAAGAGUCCUACGGGAUUUACUGGCGGUGAUGCGAAGAAAAGACGAGGGAAGGCGGCCCCUCCGGGACGAUGUCAUAGUUGUAAUCGAGCUGAAACUCCUGAAUGGCGUCGAGGACCAGACGGCGCUCGCACUCUGUGCAAUGCGUGUGGGCUACAUUACGCCAAGUUGACUCGAAAGAUGGGGGCAACCAAGGCUGCCGCCCUGGGGUCGAACCUCAAGCCGAAGGGCCUUGAUUCUACGUCCCCGGCACACCGAUAG
Talaromyces proteolyticus is the source of this 1374-nucleotide messenger RNA. RefSeq lists its product as uncharacterized. Gene Ontology annotation, molecular function: zinc ion binding; sequence-specific DNA binding. NCBI's taxonomy places the organism in Eukaryota, Fungi, Ascomycota, Eurotiomycetes, Eurotiales, Trichocomaceae. The coding region runs from base 1 to 1374 and encodes 457 amino acids. The record is from RefSeq and is a predicted model, not a curated record. The transcript is spliced from 3 exons. Gene Ontology annotation, biological process: regulation of DNA-templated transcription.